Gavialis gangeticus (Gharial) is the source of this 2723-nucleotide messenger RNA. RefSeq names its product aldehyde oxidase 3-like. The transcript has 19 exons. Lineage: Eukaryota; Metazoa; Chordata; Crocodylia; Gavialidae. The annotation marks the transcript as partial. The record is from RefSeq and is a predicted model, not a curated record. Gene Ontology annotation, molecular function: oxidoreductase activity; iron ion binding.
CUUAAACAGGAUGUAGAUCCAGGACAGCCACCCCAGGAUCCAGUGGGACAUCCUAUCAUGCACCAGUCUGGAGUUAAGCAUGCCACAGGUGAAGCUGUCUACUGUGAUGACAUGCAUCCUGUAGAUGGAGAGCUCUCUUUGGCCGUGGUCAAAAGUUCAAAAGCGCAUGCAAAGAUUGUAUCAAUUGAUGCAUCAGAGGCCUUCACAGUGCCAGGAGUGGUUGAUGUGGUAACAGCUAGUGAUGUUCCAGGGGAAAAUGGCACUAAAAAUGAAAAAGCAUUUGCCGAAGAAGAGGUGAUUUGUGUGGGUCAGAUUAUCUGCGCUGUAGUUGCAGAGUCAGAUAUUCAGGCAAAAAGAGGUGCUGAAAAAGUGAAGAUAUGGUAUAAAGAACUGGAGCCAAUUCUGACCAUUGAGGAUGCAAUAAGGCACAAUUCAUACAUUGGAAAAGAAAAAAAAGUAGAAAAAGGAGACAUUGAGAAAGGAUUUAAUUCAGCUGAUGAAAUAAUUGAAGGUAAAAUGCAUAUUGGAGGACAGGAACAUUUUUACCUGGAACCUAACAGUGUACUUGUUGUUCCAAGAGGAGAGGAUAACGAAAUGGAUGUAUAUUCAUCUACUCAGCAUUCAUCGAAUGUACAGGAAUUAGUGGCUUCAGCUCUAGACGUCCAGUCCAAUAUGAUCAUGUGCCACACAAAACGUGUUGGUGGAGCUUUUGGUGGGAAAAUUACAAAACCCUCCUAUUUUGCUGUAAUUGCAGCAGUGGCAGCAAACAAGACUGGGCGUCCAGUCCGUUUUAUAUUGGAGCGACAUGAUGAUAUGCUCAUCGUUGGAAACCGGCACCCUUUCUUUGGAAAAUAUAAAGUAGGAUUCAUGAAUGACGGUAGAAUCGUGGCUGCAGACAUUCAGGCCUACAUUAAUGCUGGGUGUACACCAGACGAGUCUGAAAUGGUAAUAGAGUUUAUUGUAUUAAAAAUGGAUAAUGCUUACAAAAUCCCCAAUUUCCGAGUCAGAGGCCGCGCCUGCAAAACACAUUUGCCCUCAAAUACUGCCUUCCGGGGAUUUGGCUUCCCACAGUCAGGACUGUUUGCAGAAACCUGGGUUACAGCCGUGGCAACCCAAACUGGUUUACCACCCGAGAAGGUUCGGGACAUGAACAUGUAUGAAGGAGUUAAUGUAACUCCUUUCAAAGAGCAGUUUGAUGCAACAAACCUGAGGAAAUGUUGGACAGAAUGUUUGGAGAAGUCUGAAUACUACAGCAGGAAAACAGCAGCGGAAGAAUUCAACAAGCAAAAUUACUGGAAAAAGAAAGGGAUUGCUAUUAUUCCCAUGAAGUUCACAGCUGGAUUUAAUAAGACGUUUUACCAUCAGGCUGCAGCUCUGGUGCAUAUCUAUACAGAUGGGUCAGUGCUGGUGACUCAUGGUGGAGUUGAAUUGGGACAAGGAAUUCACACCAAGAUGCUACAGGUUGCCAGCCGUGAAUUAAAGGUACCACUGUCAUACAUACACUUGUGUGAAACAAGUACAACAACUGUACCUAACGCAUUAAUCACAGCAGGAUCAGUUGGAUCAGAAACCAAUGGAAAAGCAGUCCAGGAUGCUUGUCAGAUUCUUCGGAAGCGCCUGGAACCCAUCGUUCAGAAGAAUCCUGAAGGCAAAUGGGAGGACUGGAUUAAGGAAGCUUUCCAGGAAAGCAUCAGUCUCUCGGCUACUGGCUAUUUCAAAGGCUACAUUACAUAUAUGAACUGGGAAAAGGGGGAAGGCCACGCUUUUCCAUAUUUUAUUUUUGGAGUUGCUUGUUCUGAAGUUGAGAUUGACUGUCUGACAGGAGACCACCAGAAUAUCAGAACAGACAUUGUCAUGGAUGCUUGUUUCAGCAUAAAUCCUGCUGUAGAUAUAGGACAGAUUGAAGGUGGCUUCAUUCAAGGGGUAGGACUUUUUACAAUGGAAGAAAUAAAAGUUUCUCCAGAAGGAAAGCAGUACACUUUGGGUCCAGAUACAUACAAAAUUCCUGCUGUCUGUGACAUCCCUGAGCAGUUCAAUGUUUACUUCCUGCCAAAUACACGAAAUCCAAUUGCCAUCUACUCUUCCAAGGGCAUGGGUGAAGCUGGGGUGUUCCUUGGGAGCUCUGUGUUCUUCGCUAUAAGGGAUGCAAUAGCUUCUGUGAGGAAAGAAAGAGGAUUACCAGAGAACUUCACACUGGACAGCCCCCUUACCACUGAGCAGAUUCGAAUGGUCUGUGCCGAUGACUUUACUGAGAUGAUUCCAAGAGAUAAGCCUGGAACCUAUAAACCUUGGGACAUUGAAGUAGCCUAAUACUUUCUUUCCUCAACCCAGAGCAGGGCUCAAGCUCAAUCUGGGAGCUAUAGCAAGAUGCUUUUACCACUCUGUUAGUACAUGCUAAGACUAGGUGAAAUUCUGGUCCUUUUGAAAUCUACAGCAAAACUCUCUUUGAAUUCAAUGAGAUCAAGAUUUUCCCUGCAUAUUGUUGAAGAUUUGUUCUUUAUUAACUUAGAUAAUUGGGUAAUACUGUAUAUUAUUCCCUUCAUUCCUAAAUUUACUGUAUCAAAUGGCCUACUGUUUUUACAUGUCUAUUCAUUACUAGCUUACCUAGUGGUUACUUAAUGAAUUAUAUGGAACAAACAAAAUGAUUGAAACAAACAAAAUCCUCUAUUCCAGCACUUUGGGAAUUGGGACAUAUGUUCUUGCAUUUGAAUUUGUGAAAUGUA